CAACCAAAAAAAAAAAAAUCCCCGUUUCGAACCGUGCUAAUUUUUUGACGUACUUUUAUCUUAGCCAAACAAUAGCCUUGCCUUGAGACACUGAAGUUGGUGCUCUGCUCCGUAGCUUCUUCGUUUUCUUUUCUAGGGUUCAAGUUGGGAUUUUUCUUUCGAAUCUCUUAGCUUUGCGUUGAUUGGUUGAUCAAUGGAGGCGGCAGAGGAGCAAGGCCGUGGACUACUGCACCAGAUCCUCCCUCCGCGCCUCGAGGACGCUGGCCUCGAGGACUGCGCCCUCCCUCCGGACUCAAUCAAGGAGGCUUUCAUCAAAGCCGCCACCGUCGUGAAAUCACGUGCCGCCUCGAUCUUAUACUCCGACGAAGACGAGGAUGCCGACGGCGAUUGCGUCAAGGAUCCAUGGCCUGACGCGAAGGACCGGUCCGAUGUUGUGGUCGGGGUGUCGCCGGAGGGCGAGGCUCCGGGACCUUGCGCUACCGAGAACGGUACCGGAGCGGCGGAGAUCGGAGGGGAUGAUGUGGCUGUGGGAGGCGGCGAUGAGUUGGAGGAUAAAGUGGUGGUUGGGAGCGAGGAUGAGAAGGGAGGGAAGGAUUGCGUGGAAGGAUUGCAGGGAUUGGAGAUCGGAGACGAGAAGAAGAAAAAUGGCGGUGGCGAUGAGGAGGAUAAGGGUGAGGAAGAUGAAGACAGACCUAUCCUUGUUGGAGGUUAUGUUUGAAACCCUAGAAACUCGUUUUUUAAUCGAAAAAUGUGUAAUGCUUUCGUUUUGGUAAUGCAUAUAUAUGAGGCUAUGUUUUAACUUCCAACGACAUGUAAAGUGAAAUAUCAAUAAAGUUGUGUUUCAGUUAAAGAAUUGAAGUUUUAAAA
Molecule: messenger RNA, 867 nt
Organism: Morus notabilis
Lineage: Eukaryota; Viridiplantae; Streptophyta; Magnoliopsida; Rosales; Moraceae
Exons: 1
Coding region: 194-718 (174 amino acids)
Source: RefSeq, a predicted model, not a curated record